AUGAGCAUGAUGUUUUUUUAUCUAUUUUUAAGGAAAACAUAGGGAACAUCUGUAGGGACCUCGGUAUUUAACGUGGAUUACGAGGUACAGAGGUACGCAUUACCCAUGGAACUGGUGCCAGUGAACCACUUCGCAAUGCGUUAUAAAGUUCUGUUUGCUUUUGUGCUUUUCGUUGGACCAACUAGUUUUGUGUUUGCUCGUCGAAGACACUCAAAUAGAUAUCUUUCAAACGCAAUCGACGCAGGUAAGGAGAAAGAAUUGUCAUCGAUUCGGGGUUAGAGUCACAGUUAUCUUCCUCUGUAUUUCCGUUUAGGUAUGCCCCUUUGUGAAAGGUAAGGCAUAAUUGCCUAGAUUCGGGUUUAGAAAUGGGACUAGAAAAAUUUAAAGGUAAACCGAUCACGCUUAGCCAAUCUUACCGUUUUAGUGUUGCAAAUAUAAAGGGUGCAAAUUGCGUCUGGAUGUGACCCAGCUAUAAUGGCUCAGUGUCUAAAUGAAUUUGUCCAUCCAGUAACUCAUAGCAUCCAUUUGAGUAGGGACAAUUUUUACUCUCGGUCCUUUGACAUGAAUUUCCUGACUUAAAACCACUGAACAAAAUUUUGACUUGGUCCAAGCAAUUCCUGCUAAGCUGUGAUUCCUACCUGUGGGAGGUAUCGUUUAGAAACGGAAUGGAAGAAUUUAUCGCGAGUUAAAUAUCAGAUUUUAUAUUUCCGACAAUUCUCCUAUGUUUCUGUCGAGUAACAAGCAAAGAUACACUUCAUCUUAAAGAUUUCCUUGUUAGUCAUAGUUUACUAAAGGCACCAUUGUGCUAUAGGUUAAUGCAUGAACCCUGAUGGAAGCGUUUAUAGCCAGAUGUUUCCCAAACAGUUUUUACGUGGCGUGAGGCUAGGUAAUAUCCGCUGUUGAUUGAUUUAUUGCUAGUUUCCUUCACAGCCGUUUUCUCAGAUAUCACGCGAGGACGCUUCUCCCGUCGUUGCGUGACAUCCUUUUCCUCGAAUUGCUAGACCGAUCAUUGAUGAGAAUAGUAAAUCUUUUUACGCAAAGUUUGGGACAACAAAGAGUUAGAAAAUCCAGAGCUUGAAAUGAUAGGACCACGCUGUUUAAUUGCUUUGUACUUUUGGAUUUGAUCUCGUCGUCUAACCCAUUUGCUUCCCAACAGAAAACCUGAAGAUCCCAGCCUCAAACGUUACAGCGGAGAAAAUCAUGAGAUAUUUCCUUCGCCGCGAUGACAGCCUGAUCACCAGACGAUCCAAACGACAAAUUGGUGAAGAAACUUUGCCAAAUAAUACCAUCAAUAAUGUCAUAUACGUCAUCGAUUCCUCCAACUCGAUCCGAGAAGAAAACUUCCAGAAAGGGCUUAGAGCAUUGGUUUACCUGACUGAAAAGGCGAGACCUGAUACACUUUACGCUGUGGUGAAUUUUGCUACGGACGCCACUGUGCUUACGCCAAAAUUCAUCUCUGAGAACGAAACAAUAGCUCUACUGCCGACUGUGAAGCGAAAGGCUGGCCUUACUAAUACCCAGGAGGCUUUGCAGGUGUGCAAAGACAAGCUCUUUGGAAGUGCAUUGUAAGUAUAUGUCGCGUACGUGGAAACUGCGGUUGCACUGAACCAGACUGAACUUACAAUCAAGAGUUCUUGGUCUAAGCCUCGUCCAGUUGUUGUUUGCCAUGGUAUGGCAUUCGAAAGUCACAUAUUGCCUUCAACCACCUAGCAUUUUAUAGGGUACUAAUGAAUUGUCAGGGAAAACUGACAACCUACACGUUGCAAUGACUUAGCUGAUCCUUUUCAAAGGAAGUGGCUCAUGACCCUUCAUGCCAAGAAAAAUGCGAUCAGCCCAUUAUCAGAUCACGAGAGCAUAGCCGGGGUGGCGGGGAAGGGUCUCUGAGAUACGCGAUUCUCCAACUCUAGAUUGGAGAAGUAAUACUAAUUAAUACUGAUUAAUGACAAACAUCUUAAAUUCAAUGAGAUGCUCUGACUGGACGCUCUGUCGGAAGAACUGACUUACACUUUUGUGGCUUGAUCUCAUUUGCUAUUUAAAAAAGGGACCGCGCAGAGGGAGGGACUUGGGGGCUUUAUCUCCCCCCCCCCAACUCUUUUUGCGAAAAUAAAAAUAAAUUAAACAAAAAAUAAUUUAACAAAAAUAACGGAGCCAAAAAUGGCCCUCCCCCCCACUCAAAAACUUGCUGCGCUGUCCCUGUAAAUUAAAUCAGAUGGCGAGGAAUAAUACCAGUUGCUUUCUGAAAAUUUGCUUUAUUUUCAGAAAUUGCUUAAAUAACUUAGUAUAUCUCUUUGUUUUUUAUAUGCAGAUCUGGCUUUGACCCAGCAGGUCCCAAAAAUGUUCUCCUAGUCACGGAUGGCUUAUCUAACAUGGGGAAAGAACUUACAUUAUUCAAGGCCUUCAAUUUAAAAGGUGAUGGAGUUGAGAUAUUCGUGGUGGCUGUUGGGGGUUUUUCUUUCGGCAUGCAAGAAAUUCUUGGCCUUGCUUCGUCUACUGACAGGCAUUUGUAUCGUGUAAUGGAUAUGGAAAGUUUCGUUCAAGUCGCAAACCUUAUUCCUUCCUUGCAAUAAUUAUGUAUUUGAGAUUUUCCUUUCUCUUGAUCGAUGGCCACUUUUGUACUAACUGAGAAAUAAAACACAUUCGAGAGUUGUAAUUCAAGAGGGAUUCAUUUGGUACAUUUGCUAAAUUUCUUCCUGAGGCAUCUCUGCGGGCUGCUGUUCCUUUCAGAUAAAUUGAAAGGUUAUUUUUGUUCUCCAUUGAACGACAUUUUCAUCGGAAUCUUUUGAAAGUAAAUGCAAACAUCAGUUACUUAGUGUCCCAUUUCGUAUCACCCCAUAAAAAUGACUCUUGCAUGCGUGGAAUGCCUGUGUUUUUCAAGAACGUUCAGGCUGAGAUCAACCAAAAUUUUAGAAACAUACUAAGAACGUAUAUAUUGUAACAAAAGAAGGGAAAUUUAAAAAAAAAAAAGAAUUUAUGUCAUUAUUCCAAAUACCUCAUUACAAUUCCAAGUUGUAAUGAAAGCUUAUAGAAGGUACCGUUAGCAGAAUCCUGUACCCAUAAAUUAUAUAUGAAACAGAGUUAACCUGAAUAAACAUUUUAAACAAAAGUUAUGGCAAGAACGAGAUUUUAUGUUAUGCAGAUGCAGUAACAAGUUUUAUGAUUAAUUUUCAAGGGUAUGAGUCAGUUAGAUCGUCUUUAUUUUCCUCAUUUUUUGUGAAAAGUAUUAAUUGAGGUAAAAGAAAAGUAAAAUAGUGGUGUAAUUAAAAUUAAAGAAUUCCUAUGGCC
Molecule: messenger RNA, 3282 nt
Organism: Pocillopora meandrina
Lineage: Eukaryota; Metazoa; Cnidaria; Anthozoa; Scleractinia; Pocilloporidae
Source: the annotation of a GenBank genome assembly